ACAAAAUAUACAAUCUAUGCUUACGAGUUACCAAACUUAUUUACAUUAAGUCAUUGACAUUGACAUAUUAUGUGAUUUAUAUGUGAUGAAUGUAUAUAGAACCGGGGUUUCGAUUCACCUAUUUUUUUAACACUCGAAUAUUCAGAACGAGUAAAAUUAAUUAAAAAUUCAUAAUGGAUUUAGCUAACUUACAAAAUAAGAGCGAGACUGAAUUGACGCGAGAAGAUAAAAUAAGACUGGAACAUUUAAAGAUGCACGAAUUGCAUCGGGGUCACGAAGCAAUGCAUGCAGAGAUGCUGUUUAUAUUAUUGGGAACAUUAAUAGUAGCCCAAAUUGCACUAGUUGAAUGGAAAAAAAGACACUGUAGAUCAUAUCAGUUUGUUACAUUAGUUGCAAUGUGGAUCAUUCCAUUAGGAAUAUGUAUUCAAAAUUUGUGGUGGAGAUUUAUUUUUGUGUGGCUAGUCUUUUCCUGUAUAACAGGCCUUAUUAUGAGGAAAGCUUUGCAGCAUCCUUUACAGAGGAACACUCCAAGAUUAGUGUACAAAUGGUUUUAUUUUAUAUAUAAACUUAGUUAUGCUUUCGGCAUUGUUGCCUAUUUUGCAAUGCUUGCAACAUUCUUUGGUUUAAAUUUCAUUUUCAACAUGAAACCACAAGUUUGGAUGGAUUUUGCUUUACUGUGCUUAUUUUAUGGACUGUACUUUGGAGUACUGGGUCGAGAUGUAGCUGAAAUAUGUGCAGAUAAAAUGGCAUCGCAUGUAGGGUAUUAUACACCAGGGAAAAUGCCAACUAGAACGUUAGAUAAGCAUGUUUGUGCCGUAUGUGGAAACAAACUUCUAAUUUCCGAACACGAGGAGGGAGUUAUAGAGAACACAUAUAAACUUAGUUGUGAGCACGAAUUUCAUGAAUUUUGCAUCAGAGGUUGGUGCAUUGUGGGAAAAAAACAAAUUUGUCCUUACUGUAAAGAGAAAGUUGAUCUCAAGAAAAUGUUUUGCAAUCCAUGGGAACGACCGCAUGUUCUUUAUGGACAAUUAUUAGAUUGGAUCAGGUGGUUAGUUGCGUGGCAGCCAUUAAUUUUGUUCCUAGUACGUGGUAUCAAUUGGGCCUUGGGCCUUGAGUAAGUAAAUUGUUUUGAUAUGCAUCAAUGUAUCAUCAAAUCACUUCACGAUUCUCUUUUCUAAUAUCGAAAAGCAUUGAGAAAUUCGAAGAUCGACGAUAGACAUAUUAUUAACUCUAUAAUUUUGCGUUAUACAGUACUAAUUAUCUUUCAAAAAAAAAAAUAUCUUUUUGUGGCCUUCGUAAAAACAUUUCAUUAACAUUAACAUGUUUUGAUGGCUUUUUAUCGAAAGCUUUACUUAUGUUGAAUACUUCGAGAUUAAUAAUUUUGAUGUAAACUGAUAAAAUGCAAAUUACUAUAUGUUAAUGUACGAUUACAUUUUUAAAAAAAUAGAUUUUCCUAUUUAAAAAUUUUAUGUAAAUAAACAAUUUUUUAUCUGGA
This is a messenger RNA of Leptopilina boulardi, 1495 nucleotides long. RefSeq names its product RING finger protein 121. Gene Ontology annotation, molecular function: metal ion binding; ubiquitin protein ligase activity. NCBI's taxonomy places the organism in Eukaryota, Metazoa, Arthropoda, Insecta, Hymenoptera, Figitidae. Gene Ontology annotation, cellular component: Golgi membrane; endoplasmic reticulum membrane. The record is from RefSeq and is a predicted model, not a curated record. The transcript is spliced from 7 exons. The coding region runs from base 174 to 1118 and encodes 314 amino acids.